Messenger RNA from Suillus fuscotomentosus, 756 nucleotides. RefSeq lists its product as uncharacterized. Lineage: Eukaryota; Fungi; Basidiomycota; Agaricomycetes; Boletales; Suillaceae. The record is from RefSeq and is a predicted model, not a curated record. Bases 1 to 756 code for a protein of 251 amino acids. The transcript has 5 exons.
AUGAUCCUGCAGUCCCGCGUCGAAGCAGCAGAUAGCCACAGAGCGCUGGCUCACGAAGCCAGGAGUGUGAGAAACUCGAAACGAGAAGGCUCACAUUCGAGCUGCUCGUCUUAUGUGCGCUAUAUAAUUGAUUUUAGGAAUAGGGCAAGGAAAAAAAGGGUUCUACCUUGCGACGCGCAUGACACGCCUGUCACUGCCUCAGACCAUGAAGACUAUCAUUCUCAGUAUGAUGCCACCGAAGCUGUGCUCACCUUGGACCAUAACGAUUCCGAGUGUGAUGACGAUCUACCUUAUUUCGCAGACACCAACCUGCCUUCUCCUCGCAACUCUCCCUCGCUGCAAGCGAUUGAUGAAGAAUAUGAUCGUUCAUUCGAUCCUGACGAAUCUAUCCUCACGAUGGACAACAAUUUAUUGUGUGCCUGUGACUCUCCGUCACUGCAAAUGCUUGAGAUCCUCGUUGGGCAGUGGCGAAAGGAGUGGGUGUCUGAAGAAAUGUGGAAUGAGGCAUACGAUGAAGCACUUCGUCGCACCCUGAGCAAGGGGGAGCACGCUGUAUUUGUUGAGCAGUGUGCACAGCAUGCUUCAGAGGGUAGAUCACUGCUGGAAAGUAUCAAGGACGUCGUGCACACUCAUUGCCCGUGUUGCAGGGAACGCCUGAAGUACGAUACAAUAUUACUAUAUGAUUUGCUGGUUAGUGUCACAUCAGAGGUGAAAUUUUUCGAAGUCAAAUUAGUUGUAGACACCGUCUGUAACUAG